This is a messenger RNA of Botrytis sinoallii, 276 nucleotides long. RefSeq lists its product as uncharacterized. Lineage: Eukaryota; Fungi; Ascomycota; Leotiomycetes; Helotiales; Sclerotiniaceae. The coding region runs from base 1 to 276 and encodes 91 amino acids. The transcript has a single exon. The record is from RefSeq and is a predicted model, not a curated record.
AUGGACGUUCACCAGGAGCGGGAAGCGGGAAGCGGUAAUUCAUCACAGACAGAUAUCCUCGGACACGACGUCGAUUAUUCAAGAGCGAAAAGAGAGUUCCUAGCAGAGACCUCGGCGGACACUUCAGAGACGGGAAGUCACCCUCGAAAUAAGAGAAAGGUUCAACCUGGGGAUUUCGAACGUAGCAUGCAAGACGGCGUUGCAGCGUGCAGCAAUGUGUUCAAUCCUUCAUCGACCGACAAUAAUGACGCUAUAACGCAUUCAAAUUCCGAUUAG